AGAACCCUCUGAUAUGAAGUAUCUUUAUUUCUUGCCCACCUCCCCUUACAUAUAUAACAUAUUAACAUCUAUCAGUAUCUCACUCCUACUCUUACUCCCACUCCCAACUAAAUCAUCUACAAUAACCUAAACUUUCUACUUUUAUAACUAAUCUUCAACAUUUUACUCAUUUUUCUCCUUUAACAGCCUCCAUAUAUUUCCAUUUUUGAAAGACAGAUAGCAAGAUUCUUGUCAUCAGCCUCUAGAUUUAUAAUUAUCCGAAAAUAUAAGAAAUCAUACAACAGCAAUGAUGUCAGAAUCUUAAUCUCAAAAGAUUGAAAUCGAUUAAUAGAUCGAAAAUGAUGAGAUUUAAAGAAAAAGGUGUAUCAUACAAUACAAAGCAAGAAGUAACGGAAGAACACAAACCAAGUAUAUCAUUAUUAGCAUCGGGAUCAGGAUUAGGGUCAGGAUCAGGGUCAGGAUCAAGACAAUGGUCAUCAGGGUUAAAGAACAAUCCAAGAAUAGUAAGAGCAUCACGUACAUUUGGAGGAAAAGAUAGACAUAGUAAAGUGUGUACAAUUAAAGGAUUAAGAGAUAGAAGGAUUCGACUCUCAGUGCCUACAGCAAUUCAACUCUAUGAUCUUCAAGAUAGGCUUGGUUUAAAUCAACCAAGUAAAGUUAUUGAUUGGUUAAUUGAUUCUACUAAAGAUGAUAUUGAUAAACUCCCUCCUUUACCCAUGAUUCCUACUACUUUUACUCAUCAUCAAGGUUAUGGGUUACCCUUUUCUUCUAAUGUUAUUUCUCCUUUUUUUGAUACUAAUUUGUUAUCUUCUAGGAAAGAAGUAAUGGGUAUUAAUAUUAAUGAUUCUAAUUUUGAAAAUCAUUUGCAAAACAAUGAUGGGGAUGGGGAUGGGGAUGAAGAUGAGGAUGAUCAAUCAAUUGUGGCUAAAUUGAAGUAUUGGGAUUCUAAACAAAAAGGAUUAGAUCAUAAUAAUAAUGGUCAUGAUCAAGGAGGUACAUCACAAAUUUUGGCUCAAAAUUUGUUCCCAAUUGCAAGUAGUACUAAUAAUAGUAUGUUAAGUUCUCAAAACCAUAGUCAACCUUCCUUUUUAGGUAAUAAUCCUAUGUUUAAUUAUUACUAUUUGGAACCUUCAACUUUAUCUUUGAGUCAAUUUGGAAACUCAACACAACAACCAUCUUCAUUAUCACUUUCUUCUAUGUCUCAAUUGUUUCAAUGUAAUUCUAUGCCAAGUAAUUCAUCUUAUUUUCCUCAUAAUCAUAAUCAUAAUCAUGGGUUGUUUGUGAAUAGUAGUAGUCAUCAUCAUCUACAACAAGUUGAGAAUGAAAUGAGGGCUUUCAAUAGAUUUCAUUUGUCUAGUAAUUCUUACUCAUCUUCCUUCCAAAACUCAAGUGGAUCGGAGAUGAAACCUUUCCCUUUGAGCAUGAAUCAUGACUCGAGUUUGCAACAUAAUGAUGAAGAUAAUCGUCAAGGGAAGAAUGAUCAGAGUUUGUGGAAGGAAUCUUCAGGGAAUUAGUUGAAUAGAUAUGCUUAAAGAUCAACCAGACUCUACCCUUGGACGGGACUCAUUGGGAUAAUUCAUGAUGAUAUGUUUAAAGAUCACAAGAUCAUGGGAAAGAGAAAGAAUAGAAAUCUCCAAAGAUGGAUGUUUGAAGAUUGAGCAAAGACUAUGAGUACAAGUUUCAUAUUUGAUCAAUGUAAGCUUACAUAAAACUUUUGUAUUACUUGUAUUAUUAGACAUGUUUCUUGAAAUUGCAAUGCAAUGUCUAGAUAGUGGAUGAUGAUACAUGUUUAGUCAUAUGUUUUCUUAUAAUAAGAGUAAUUAAUUAAUCAUGUCAAAA
Molecule: messenger RNA, 1839 nt
Organism: Amaranthus tricolor (Joseph's coat)
Lineage: Eukaryota; Viridiplantae; Streptophyta; Magnoliopsida; Caryophyllales; Amaranthaceae
Product: transcription factor TCP17-like
Exons: 2
Coding region: 339-1514 (391 amino acids)
Cellular component (GO): nucleus
Molecular function (GO): sequence-specific DNA binding; DNA-binding transcription factor activity
Source: RefSeq, a predicted model, not a curated record